AUGAAUGAAAAAAGCGGUUUCGAUGAGUUGCGAGUUAAAUAUAAGGACGUAUUGACUAAAGCCUUUUCAACUAACAACAUAGAUCUUUUGGAUUCCUUCUCUAAAAAAGCAAAUGAAACGGACAGAAAGGCUUCAAUGGACCAAGCGUUUAGGGAUAAGCUUUUAGAACUCCUAGCUGAAGAUUCGAGUUUGCUUGAAAACUAUGUUUGUUUCUGUAUCGAAUCAUGCAGACGUCAAAUGGUGACGCCCACCAUGCCCGUCGUUCUUCUAGGAGACAUAUUCGAUGCCUUAACCCUCAAUAAAUGUGAAAAACUUUUCACCUAUGUAGAAAAUGGAGUAAACAUUUGGCGUGAAGAGUUAUUUUUUGUUGCAUGCAAAAACAAUUUACUGAGGAUGUGCAAUGAUCUAUUGCGCAGGCUAUCUAGAUCACAGAACACAGUAUUUUGUGGGCGAAUAUUGCUGUUCUUAGCAAAAUUUUUCCCUUUCUCCGAGAGAUCUGGACUUAAUAUUGUGUCUGAGUUUAACUUGGAAAAUGUAACCGAAUUUGGGAGUGACAAAUCGGGUACUUUGAAGGAUGCUCUAGAUGAGGAAAUGGUGAUAGAUGAUGAUAAGAACAAACUGACUAUUGAUUAUAAUCUGUACUGCAGAUUUUGGAGUUUACAAGAAUUUUUUAGGAGUCCCAAUACAUGUUAUAAUAAAGUGCAGUGGAAAACAUUUGUGCUACAUUCUGGCAGUGUAUUAUCUGCUUUUUCAUCAUACAAAUUGGAGGCGAUAGAGCUGCAGAAGUCAAAGUUAAACAGACUAAAGACAGUAACCACAGAUGUUGAAAUGCAAGGAAACAAAGAACAGCAUUAUUUUGCUAAAUUUCUAACCAACCAGAAGUUACUAGAGUUACAACUGUCUGAUUCUAACUUCAGACGAUGUGUACUUAUACAAUUUCUUAUAUUGUUUCAGUAUUUGACAACUACUGUUAAAUUUAAGUUAGAAUCUCAAGAACUUAAGUCUGAUCAAUUAGACUGGGUGAAGGAAACCACAAAUCUGGUGUACAAGCUCCUAGGAGAAACUCCACCAGAUGGCAAGCGAUUUGCCCAGUGUGUCAAAAGUAUUCUAAAAAGGGAGGAACACUGGAAUAACUGGAAGAAUGAUGGAUGUCCAGAAUUUCAGAAACCAAAACCACCAGUACAAUCAGAAUCAAUAGAGGAAGUUAGGAGGGUGAAGAAAAGAAGAAGACCAGUUGGUGAUAUAAUAAAAGAGUAUGAGUCGCAGAAGAAACACUUCAUGGGAAACAAUGAGUUAACCAAACUGUGGAAUCUGUGUCCGGACAAUCUUGCUGCUUGCCGUACCAAAGAAAGAGAUUUCAUGCCGCCUUUAGAGUCUUACAUGCUGUCUGGUGGAAGUGGGGGUGUGACGACCGGCGGGUGGGGUUGGCGCGCGUUGAGACUGCUCGUGCGACGCUCGCCCCACUUCUUCGUGCACACUAACAACCCGAUUGGUCGACUGCCGGACUAUCUGGAUGAUAUGGUGAAGCGUAUAUCUCGCGAGGUCGCUGCAAACGCCGCCGCUGCCAACGCCAAUGGCGACGCAGGUGCUAACGACGACAAGACUGUUAAGACGGAGACUCAAGAAGAAGAAGUGACCGAGGAACAAAUUGAAGCUGAUCUUAUGAAGGAAGGUGACGCUACAGAUAUUGAACAGGUCCCAGACUCAACAGACGCCACCGACGAAGAUAAACCAGCAAGAACUCGUCUCACAAUGAUAACAGACACGCAAUUGGACUCCGUAGCAGCAAAAUUAGCGGACUGGAAGAAACUAGCAGCCAAACUCAGCUAUCGACCAGAUGAAAUAGAGUACUUUGAAACAGAGAACGCGACAGAUGAGGCCCGUGCGAAAAACAUGCUCAAAUUGUGGUUCGAUGACGAUGAGGACGCCUCUGUAGAGAACCUACUCUACAUUAUGGAGGGUCUGGAGAUGGUGGAAGCUUGCGUGACUGGUGCGCAGGAGUGGAAUUUGUGGAUUUGUUGCAAAUUUCUAAGAUUUGAAUCCAGGACCACUUGUGCUUGA
Molecule: messenger RNA, 2061 nt
Organism: Leptosia nina
Lineage: Eukaryota; Metazoa; Arthropoda; Insecta; Lepidoptera; Pieridae
Source: the annotation of a GenBank genome assembly